AUGGAUAAAUUUUUUACCCGUGUCAAAUCCUUCUUCUCAAACCAUUUUCUUCGCUUCACCAGUAGAAACACUCUUUUAAUCCUCGAUCGCUUUCACUGGAAUGGAGAAAUCUACGAUCAUGACCUGUUUCUGCUAGAUGUCAAAGAAAAGAAGCUCAAACCACUUAAUGUUCCAAAGGUCACAGAUUCUGAAAUGGGUUUCAAGAUGGUGGGUUCAUGCAACGGUAUACUCUGUGCCAUUCACUAUUCUUUGGAUCCUAACUCUACCAUCAUUCUUUGGAAUCCUGCCACAGGACAAACCGAGCGAAUCAUGGAACCAGAAAGCGCUUUGCUUCCUUACAUGGUGCCACCACACUGUCUUGUAGGCUUUUACUUCAACAAAAGUUGCAGUGAUUAUCAAGUGCUUAGGGUUCACUCUUUUGAGGACACAAACAAAGAAGUGUGUUUGGGUGAUUCUCUUGCAAAAACUUGUGCUGUUCGAGUACAAAAGUUUUCUCUGCGUGAAGGGUUGUGGAGGGAAAUCGAACAUUGUGACAAUCAAUGUGUGAGUGUGAAUGGGUGUUUGUUUUGGACUGAGAACAGUGUGACAGUGAGAGAAACUUUGUUUUGGAUGGCUAUGGAGGUAAGUGAAAAGGUUAGUAAUGAAAUGAUAAUUUCUGUCAAUGCAUGUAACUAUGCUCUUAGCAAGAUUGGGUUGCCCCCUUUGGUUGCUGGUGAUGCUGAAGUUCAUAAGAAACUUGCAGUGUAUAAGGAUUCGGUUGCAGUGAUUAUUUGCUUGGAAAUAAAAAAUGUGGCACAGUGUUUAGAUUUGUGGGUUUUCUAUGAUAAGUACGAGGGUGUGGAGUGUUGGUGUAAAAUGCACACAAUAAGAUUGUUACCAAAGUUAGAGCGUCCAGUGGGUAUUUUGAAAGAUGAGAUUCUUGUGUCAACAGAUAAAGUGAUACGUAGUGUUAGUGGUACCAUAGCUUUUCUUCCUGAAGAUGGUAUUGGAGCUGAAUUUUCCUACAACGUCUUCAAUUAUGUUGAGAACUUUUUAUUUGAUGGAAAUGUGGUUGUGGAGGAAGGUGAUUCACUUGAAAAUGAAGGACUCUCGUUACUUAGUUUGUUCAUCAGCAACAUUGAGAAAUUAAGCAUUGAAGAUUGUGGGUGUUAUUGA
Vigna radiata var. radiata (mung bean) is the source of this 1155-nucleotide messenger RNA. RefSeq lists its product as uncharacterized. The record is from RefSeq and is a predicted model, not a curated record. The transcript has a single exon. NCBI's taxonomy places the organism in Eukaryota, Viridiplantae, Streptophyta, Magnoliopsida, Fabales, Fabaceae. The coding region runs from base 1 to 1155 and encodes 384 amino acids.